Messenger RNA from Rhinopithecus roxellana (golden snub-nosed monkey), 3413 nucleotides. It is a transcript of the gene RRM2, whose product is annotated as ribonucleotide reductase regulatory subunit M2. Gene Ontology annotation, biological process: deoxyribonucleotide biosynthetic process. The transcript is spliced from 11 exons. The record is from RefSeq and is a predicted model, not a curated record. NCBI's taxonomy places the organism in Eukaryota, Metazoa, Chordata, Mammalia, Primates, Cercopithecidae. The coding region runs from base 385 to 1602 and encodes 405 amino acids. Gene Ontology annotation, molecular function: ribonucleoside-diphosphate reductase activity, thioredoxin disulfide as acceptor. Gene Ontology annotation, cellular component: cytosol.
UUAGGGAGGCGGAGGGAGGAUCGCUUGAGGCCAGGAGUUUGAGAUCAGCCUGGGCAAACAAGCGAGACCCUUGUCUGUUCACUUAAAUAAAACCAAAAAAAAACGAGCACCGAGGGAAAAAGGAGUAAAUCCCGGCGCUAACAGCAGCCUGCCGCCUGCGGUGGGCGCCCUCCCGGGAGUGGCUGCUUUACCCAACCCCCCAGAGGCGGAACCUGCCACAUUGCCGCGUGGCCCUGGGCGCCGCCACCUCCUCCGCAGCGGGGCAAAGAUGCCGGACCUGGAGGGAGGAGGGCCUCGCCGAGAUGACUCAGGUUCAGCGCGGGAGGGGAGGAUGACGACUUCACCUGGCCUCUAACACGUACGCAUCUUUCCGCGCCUUCUACAAUGGCCGUCCUGUUCUGGCCUGUAGCUCUCCUUCGCUGCGCCGCCACUAUGCUCUCCGUCCGCAUCCCGCUCGCGCCCAUCACGGACCCGCAGCAGCUGCAGCUCUCGCCGCUGAAGGGGCUCAGCCUGGUCGACAAGGAGAACACGCCGCCAGCCCUGAGCGGGACCCGCGUCCUGGCCAGCAAGACCGCGAGGAGGAUCUUCCAGGAGCCCGCGGAGCCGAAAACUAAAGCAGCUGCCCCCGGCGUGGAGGAUGAACCGCUGCUGAGAGAAAACCCCCGCCGCUUUGUCAUCUUCCCCAUCGAGUACCAUGACAUCUGGCAGAUGUAUAAGAAGGCGGAGGCUUCCUUCUGGACCGCCGAGGAGGUGGACCUGUCCAAGGACAUUCAGCACUGGGAAUCCCUGAAGCCCGAGGAGAGAUACUUUAUAUCCCAUGUUCUGGCUUUCUUUGCAGCAAGCGAUGGCAUAGUAAAUGAAAACUUGGUGGAGCGAUUUAGCCAAGAAGUUCAGAUUACAGAAGCCCGCUGUUUCUAUGGCUUCCAAAUUGCCAUGGAAAACAUACAUUCUGAAAUGUAUAGUCUUCUUAUUGACACUUACAUAAAAGAUCCCAAAGAAAGGGAAUUUCUCUUCAAUGCCAUUGAAACGAUGCCUUGUGUCAAGAAGAAGGCAGAUUGGGCCUUGCGCUGGAUUGGGGACAAAGAGGCUACCUAUGGUGAACGUGUUGUAGCCUUUGCUGCAGUGGAAGGCAUCUUCUUUUCCGGUUCUUUUGCAUCGAUAUUCUGGCUCAAGAAACGAGGACUGAUGCCUGGCCUCACAUUUUCCAAUGAACUUAUCAGCAGAGAUGAGGGUUUACACUGUGAUUUUGCUUGCCUGAUGUUCAAACACCUGGUACACAAACCCUCAGAGGAGAGAGUAAGAGAAAUAAUUAUCAAUGCUGUUCGGAUAGAACAGGAGUUCCUCACCGAGGCCUUGCCUGUGAAGCUCAUUGGGAUGAAUUGCACUCUAAUGAAGCAAUACAUUGAGUUUGUGGCAGACAGACUUAUGCUGGAACUGGGUUUUAGCAAGGUUUUCAGAGUAGAGAACCCAUUUGACUUUAUGGAGAAUAUUUCACUGGAAGGAAAGACUAACUUCUUUGAGAAGAGAGUAGGCGAGUAUCAGAGGAUGGGAGUGAUGUCAAGUCCAACAGAGAAUUCUUUUACCUUGGAUGCUGACUUCUAAAUGAACUGAAGAUAUGCCCUUAUUUUGCUGAUUUUUUUUUUCCAUCUCAUAAAGAAAAUCAGCUGAAGUGUUACCAACUAGCCCCACCGCGAAUUGUCCGUAAUGUUCAUUAACAGCAUCUUUAAAACUGUGUAGCUACCUCACAACCAGUCCUGUUUGUUUAUAGUGCUGGUAGUAUCACCUUUUGCCAGCAGGCCUGGCUGGCUGUGACUUACCAUAGCAGUGACAAUGGCAGUCUUGGCUUUAAAGUGAGGGGUGACCCUUUAGUGAGCUUGGCACAACAGGAUUAAACAGUCUUUUAACUAGCACAGGCAAUUGAAAGAUGCAGCCCCACUGCUUCAACGCAGAUUUUAAUGUUUACUUAAAUAUAAACUGGCACUUUACAAACAAAUAAACAUUGUUUGUACUCACAAGAUAAUAAUAGCUUGAUUUAUUUGGUUUCUACACCAAAUACAAAGCAUUCUGACCACUAAUGGGAGCCAAUUCACAGUUCACUAAGUGACUAAAGUAAGUUAAACUUGUGUAGACUAAGCAUGUAAUUUCUAAGUUUUAUUUUAAUGGAUUGAAAUACUUGUUAACCAACUUUAAAGUCAGUCCCGUGUAUAGCUAGAUAUUAGUCUGUUGGUGCCAGAUAGAAGACAGGUUGUGUUUUUAUCCUGUGGCUUGGGUAGUGUCCUGGGAUUCUCUGCCCCAUCUGAGUAGUGUUGUGGGUUAAAGGAAUCUCUCAGGACAAGGAGCUUCUUAAGUUAAAUCAUUAGAAAUUUAGGCAUGAUCUGGGCCUUCAUAUGUGUGAGAAGCCGUUUCAUUUUAUUUCUCACUGUAUUUUUCUUAACUUCUAGUUGAUAAAAAAUUCUUGAAGAGUUUUCAUAUGUGGGAUCCAAGGUAGUACUGUAAAAUUUCAAGUCAUCCUUAAACAAAGUGACCCACCUAAGAUCUUGCCCCUGUUAAGUGGUGAAAUCAACUAGAGGUGGUUCCUACAAGUUGUUGUUUAUUCUAGUUUUGUUUGUGUGUAAGUGGGUUGUGUGAGUUAAUUCAUUUAUAUUUACUAUGUCUUUUAUUUUGAGAUGGAGUCUCGCUCUGUUGCCCAGGCUGGAGUGCAGUAGCGUGAUUUCAGCUCACUGCAACCUCCGCCUCCUGGGUUCAAGCAAUUCUCCUGUCUCAGCCUCCUGAGUAGCUGGAACUGCAGGUAUGUGCUAAUUUUUGUGUUUUUAGUAGAGACAGAGUUUCACCAUAUUGGUCAGGCUGGUCUUGAACUCCUGACCUCAGGUGAUCCGCCCACCUGGGCCUCCCAAAGUGCUGGGAUUACUAGGCAUGAUAAACAAAUAUUCUUAAUAGGGCUACUUUGAAUUAAUCUGCCUUUAUGUUUGGGAGAAGAAAGCUGAGACAUUGCAAGAAAGAUGAUGAGAGGUAAAUGUUGAUCUUUUGGCCCCAUUUGUUCAUUGUAUUCGCUAUUUGAACAUUGUCCUGUUCUAUUGUUAGUUUUCUUCUUCAUUAUUGUAUAGUCAAUUUUUAAAUCUCUGUAAUAUGAUACAUUUUCCUGUCUUAAGUUAUUAUCUAAAGUUAAUCCAGAUUACAUUGUCCUUAUACUUGUACAACAUUAAAAUGAAAGGCUUUGCUUUGCAUUGUGAGGUUCAGGCGGAAGUUGGAAUCAGGUUUUAGGAUUCUGUGUCUCGUUAGCUGAAUAAUGUGAGGAUUAACUUCUGCCAACUCAGACCAUUUCCUAAUCAGUUGAAAGGGAAACAAGUAUUUCAGUCUCAAAAUUGAAUAAUGCACAAGUGUUAAGUGAUUAAACUAAAACUGUUCUUAUGUCA